AUGUACUUCGAAAUCGCUGUCACCAACACUACCUCUGUGUACCUCGCCUUCCAACAAGAUCAGAAUGACCCUCGGACGUCAGCGGGCCCCCUGAGCGUUCAAGAUCGUAUCGGCUUGUUUGUGGAAAUCGACGACGACCUCGUAUUUGGGGUUCGACGACCAUUCCCUAUCGUGCAGGUCGCGGAGGAUCUCGACCCUAGCAGAACGUACAGGCUGAGAGUCACGCAAACGGGGACGUACCCCAUUGGCGAUAGUAGCUUCCGUUUUCAAGGAGUUUGGCUGGACCGGCCUCCCUCUCAGAAGGACGGUCCUUCACUGUUGGAUCCGGCCAACUCGGCUGUUGGCAGCACGCCGGGCACGCUGGUACCGCAGUCCGACGGCCCACAGGGAGCUCGGCAACCGCAAGACUCACUGCUGCCGCGGCGACGAGCGAAACCACUCAUAGAGUUGUUCACGUGCGAGGUCGACAGGUGGCUCCAUUGCCACGACCCGCGGAAAGACGCGGCGGAGCUGGCCAAGGAACGAGUGCACACCUGGUAUAAGCGCUUGGAGUCGGAGCUCGGUGCCGACGUCGCCCUCGUAUCUACCACAGGGGACUACUUUUCCCGCGACUGGUUUCAUUUCAAAGGUGACGGCAACCCGGAUGCGCCCGUCUCGCUAUAUUUCUUUACGCACCGCGUCGGUUGCGUAGGACGUCCAGAAGACUGCCUGAAGCAACACCCCUGGCCAUUCAAGAGCUACCGACCUGCUGUUCUGCUCCUACAACUCGGCUUCAGCGACUUCACCCACAUCUUCAAGAUGCGCCCGACCAAACCGCAUUUGGACGAUUUUCUCGACAGCUUCAUCAAGGACUAUGUCGCCUUGGUCAAGAAGAUCCGCGCCCGCGCCUACCCCUCUGACGGGACCACCACGAAUGCUCGCUCCAACGACGGCGACCCCGACCCUGACGGCAGCUACAUUUACAACUCGGCGCCGUCCACGCUCCCGAUCUUCCUCGUCACCCCCUUCUCGGCCCACGGCGUAUUUGUGACGCGGAAGCUCACGCUCGCCAAGGUCAUGACCGACGUCCUCGCGCGGAUCGUGGCCACCUUGCACGCCCAUGGGGACAUCUCGACCCACCUCAUCGACACCGCCGGUUGGCUCGAUCCGCGGCGAGACUUCGAGAAGCCACCCGGCUUCCGGCCACCGUGGUACCCGCACCACAACGGAAAACGCUGGAGACCCCUCACCGACGCGGCUGCAACCAAGGUGGCAGCUCUGCUCGCGAGCCAUGUCUGCCCAUACAUCCAACAAGGCGGCCGCGGCGAGAGAUCGGCGGCCGACGGACCUGCACGCGUAAGCAACGGCUCAGCUUUGGCUCCCGCCUUUGGAGGCUGCGCAUUUGAUCAAUACGACAGCUAUCUCGGCAACGUGUACGUCCCUGACGGGGUACAGCUGGACCGGGCCCUGCUGGAGCGCCGGAUCGAGAGCAUCAAGGAGAAAUUCCAGCUCGUCACGCCGGCUCAGCUGAAGGCUGAGGGGCAGACGUUUCUACACAGAUUCACCAAGUAG
This is a messenger RNA of Cladophialophora carrionii CBS 160.54, 1551 nucleotides long. RefSeq lists its product as uncharacterized. Bases 1 to 1551 code for a protein of 516 amino acids. The record is from RefSeq and is a predicted model, not a curated record. NCBI's taxonomy places the organism in Eukaryota, Fungi, Ascomycota, Eurotiomycetes, Chaetothyriales, Herpotrichiellaceae. The transcript has a single exon.